CCUCUCUUUGGAAAAGAAGCUGAUGGAAAAGUGGGAGAGCUCAGGGAAGAGCCACAGGAAUGGCUUGAGAUCACUCCUGAAAUGAGAGAAGUGUGGCCUGUUUAAUUUCACACAAAAAGAGAGGAAGGAGGUGAUCUGCUUUAUAAGAUAUGUGAUAGUGGGUGAGGAUUUUAACUAGGAAGGUGAAGCGGAAACAGAAUCUGGUGACUGUUCGCUGCAUUAGGAGCAAUCCCAGCGGGAAGCCAAGUCCCGUGUCACAAUGGGGAACCUCACAGCUGGUUCUCUGGAGAUGGAACUCUCUGGAGCAGCUGCACUGUGGCAGCUCCAGGACACACGAGCCCCAGACCUGCUACUGGUCACAGGCGAAGGCUCAUGAUGUUCUUCCAGAGCUCUGAGCGUCGUGUGCUGCCAACCGCGGCCAGGCCCUGCCCCGCCAUGGCGCUGCUGGUGCUGCUGCUGCUGGGCAUGGCCCCCGGCCUGGGCCGGCCCCUGGAGCCCUGCCCGGGGCCCUGCCGCUGCCGCGGGCGCCGGCUGGACUGCAGCCGCGCUGCCCUGGCCAGCGUGCCCCCGGCCACCCGCCGACGGCCCUUCUCCGAGCUGGAUCUCACUGGGAACGCGCUCGCCCUCAUCCCCCCGCAGGCGUGGAAGGGAUACCCGUGGGCAGAGAAGCUGGUCCUCCAGGACAACAGCCUGCGGGCAGUGAAGAGGCGCUCGCUGGAGGGGCUGCUCCUGCUGAGGCACCUGGAUUUAUCUUACAACAAAAUCCAGUCAAUUGAGGCACGUGCUUUUGAGAACCUUCCUUUCCUGGAGACGCUAAACCUGGAGGGAAAUCUCAUCACCGAGAUCCGGAACGACACCUUCCGGGCAUGGCACGGGAUGCAGUUCCUGCAGACACUGAUCCUGAGCCGUAACCCCCUGUCCGUUAUCGAGGACACGUGGUUCUUCAAGCUGCCUUCAGUCACCCAUCUGGACCUGAGUGCCACACGAGUGACUCGGCAGACACUGCUCAUGCUGCUGCUGAGAACAUCCCGCCUGGAAACACUCAAGCUGUCCAACAACACAGCCUGCUGCCUCUGCCAGCACAAGCACAGCACCGAGACCCCGUGCAGGACCCUCAGCUUUGACUGCACGAGCGUGUGCAGCACCAGUGCUCCCCGCUGCGCUCCUCUGGCAGAGACACCAGGACACCUAAUGGGAGCGGUGGCACCCAGGAAGGGGAGCAGCAGCUCCAUAUUGAAGGUCCAGCCCAAGGAGCCUUUGCUCACAGAGCAGAGAACGGUCACGCUCGCCGUUGUCCUGAGCCUCACCCGCCCCGAUGCGUCGGCACCUUCCCCUCAGCAGCUCUCGAGGCAGGAGGGCAGCACCGCCAAGGAGCUGACACAGAUGCUGCAGAGGGUUCAGCACAAGGGCUGGAGCAGCUCCGUUGACACCAGGAGUUUCUAUUUCCUGGCAGAGGGGCUCGUGGCACAGCUCAGGACCAAGCUGCACAAGACAAUGAGCACCCUGACUCUGCAAAUCCCCAGCGCAGCCCGGCCGCUGCAGAGGGAUGAGGGGCAGGAGGUGCCAGCAGGGCAGGGAGGAAGAGCCACAAGCUGGCAAUAUCAUGAGCCUGGCUUGGGCUCAUCCCAGGCAGAAUCCACCCUUUGGGAAGCGGCCCAGAGGUUGAACCUCAGUGACAUCCUCCCAGCCUCCAACAACCAGAGAGCACCCAUUGCUCCUGUAGCACAGCCCCCUCCACGAUACCGAACGGAGGCACCGCAUCUGGCCUGGUCUGGCGGGAGUCAGGAUCAUUCAGACACCGUUGAACAGGCCAGCACGGCCGAUGGGUUUCAGGAUGAGGAGAGUGCAGAAGACCUGGAUGAAGCACCAUCUCCAGCGCACAACUCUGCUGGGAGUGACACCCUGCUCAGCCACCACCUGCACUCGCUGGUGCCAGACCGAGCCGUGCAGAGGUUCGUGGAACACAUGGCUCGAGCCCUGCGCGGGGACUGCGGCCUGCCCCAGCUCCAGCCGGCCUGUGCCAGGAUGGUCUCGAGGACGGGGCUGCUCCUCAAGCUGCUGAGUGAGAGGCAGUGCGACCCGGAGCCCUCUGACAUCCUGAAGCAGUGCGUGUGGGAGGAGGACGCCGGCUCCUCGCCUCCCUGUGCCCAGGUCCAGGCCAGGGAGAUGGGCAGCGAGCCUGCAGAGACGGAGAUGGCCAAGCACACCUCUGGCCACACGCUCCUGCUGGCGAUCUCACUGUCCUGCCUCAACACGUUUACUCUCCUGGUGCUGUGCUGCUUCAAGGUUUGCGCCAAGAAACGUGACCAGGCUUCCCAAGCCAGCAGCGGUUGUGGCUUGAAAAGCUGCUUUCAGAAGCUGCGGCCCAAGUGCUGGAGCAGGACCAAGGACACGGACACGGACAAGAAUGAGGGCUCGCUCCAGUCGGACCCCCAGUGGCUGCAGUACCUGUACCUGCCCCUCGAUGCCCAGCAGCAGGCGUCCCUGGAUGAGCUCUACGAUGGGGAGGCCUCAGGAGAGGAGGAGGUUUUCAACGAGCGCGGCAUAGCCUGGUUGAGCAUCGGAUCCCAUUCGGUCACUGCCCACGGAGACUCGUCAUGAAGACAGUGGGCUGGUGUUUGGCCAUCUGGCCCCAGAGCGCCCCGAGCCCUGGAGCAAUGAUCUCUCUCCAUAGAGAAGGAUGCUGCAGGCCCAUGGUGAAUAUCAUGGAGUUCAACAUGACCAAGUGCUGCCAUAUGACGAGAAGGCUCCAGAGAGACGUUACAGUAUCUCCAAAUGCCUGAAAGGGAUACAGGAGACCUGGAGAGGCACUUUGUACACAGGCCUGUAAUGACAGGACAAGAAAGCUUUAGUUUAGAUAUUAAGAACAAGUUCUGUGGAAUCACCAAUAAAACUGUUGGCUUGUUUGUUCA
This is a messenger RNA of Strigops habroptila (Kakapo), 2912 nucleotides long. Its product is annotated as leucine-rich repeat-containing protein 37A2-like. The record is from RefSeq and is a predicted model, not a curated record. The transcript is spliced from 14 exons. Bases 373 to 2601 code for a protein of 742 amino acids. Lineage: Eukaryota; Metazoa; Chordata; Aves; Psittaciformes; Psittacidae. Gene Ontology annotation, molecular function: protein binding.